AUGGCCACGCCUUCUUCCGUAAUUCCCAAUAGCGGACGUGCCUUAGCGCCCGAGGAAGCAAAGCGAGAGGAUGCUCCAAAACCUCGGAAAGAGUUCGAUGAUCUCAUCUCAACCCUGCCUCUAAAUCAAGACUGGAUACCCAUCCGCCUCCGAAAAUACCAAGACUUCUGGAUCCCCGAGCACUCUCUUCCAGAAGUCAUGGCCAUGCAGCAAAACUUCCACGCUCGCCUCGACGACCUCUUUGUGCUGAGCUACCCCAAGUCCGGCACCACCUGGCUCAAAGCGCUAGCCUUUGCCAUCAUGACCCGAACCCGCUACUCCAUGGCCGACCACCCUCUCCUCCGCUCCACCCCCCACGACUUCGUGGUCUGCAUCGAUAGAUUCUUCUCCGGCGGCAGGCCGUCCAAAUUAGAGGCCAUGCCUUCCCCUAGGAUGCUCAGCAGCCACUUGCCAUACCCUCUGCUACCGGAUUCCAUGAAAGGAGCCGGCGGCCGAUUCUUGUACGUUUGCCGGGAACCCAAGGACGUGUUCGUCUCCCGGUGGCACUUCAACGACAAGAUGAGGCCCGACUCCGUGGAGCCGAUUCCAUUCGGCAAAGCUUUCGACUUGUAUUGCGAUGGCGUCAGCCCCUACGGAUCGAUAUGGGAGCACGCUCGCGGUUACUGGGGGGAGAGCUUGAGGAGGCCUGAGAAGGUGUUUUGCCUCAAGUACGAGGAGAUGCUGGAGGAGCCGGCGGGGAGUGCGAAGAAGUUGGCGGACUUCAUGGGGUGCCCUUUCUCGCCGGAGGAAGAGAAGGAAGGGGUGGUCGAGGAGAUUACAAGGCUUUGUAGUUUUGAUAGUCUGAGCAAACUGGCCGGGAGCAUGCCGCGCAAGCUCAACACGAAGCUGCCGCUGCAGACUACUUCAUUCUUUAGGAAAGGAGAGGCAGGGGACUGGAGGAACCACAUGAGCGAGGAGAUGGCUCGGAGGAUGGACGCGGUAACCUCGCAGAAGCUGGAGGGAUCUGGUCUGACCUUCGGGAUUAGCGCGGGCGUGGAAGCUAAUGGAAUGUGA
Messenger RNA from Phoenix dactylifera (date palm), 1053 nucleotides. The record is from RefSeq and is a predicted model, not a curated record. Lineage: Eukaryota; Viridiplantae; Streptophyta; Magnoliopsida; Arecales; Arecaceae.